CAGCCUUUGCGGUUUUUGGAGGACCAGACCAGGUCUACGAAGGCUGCUGAGGGCUGAAGGCUACAAGGAUGCAGCCACUCGUCUCCUGAAUCUUGUUCUCGUUCGCCAUCAUUUUAUUGUGAAAGUUUAUGCCGGAAAUAUAUUGGUAGCACGGCGCCAUAAGCCUGAAGGCACGCGAGGUUUCUAACGUGAAGAAAGGAAAGCGCAGCAUCCCCGCGCCGUGUUGCGUUCAUUUCAUCCAGCGCCGCAGCCAUGCUGACCUGUGAAAUCUGCAGAGAGGACGUUAUGUUGGAAGAGGACAUGAGGACUCAUCUCCUUCUCAGCCAUGUUGAAACUAACAUGCACUGUCCACUCUGUCCCCUGUCUGGUGUCUCCUACGACGAACUGUGCUUCCACAUCAGCUCUGCGCACCCAGAGGAACCGCACAGAGCCCAGGAUCCAGCCGUCUCCGCGUCAACUUCGGGCUGCUCAGCCGGGACGAACGCCGCCGUAACCGAGAGCAAAAAGCCCAGAAUGCCUCAGUCCUGCACGGCUGGGGACAGUUGUGUCACCAGAGACUCACUGCGGCCUGAACACAAUAGUGCACCAGGAGGUGGAGGCUCAUCCACUGGGGAGGCCGCAUCCGUCACUCCGACUUUGACCACACGGAGCCCUAAAACGCGACGUGAGCUCGUCAGGCACCGUGAUGAGGACAGAGAUGGGGUUAAAGCUGUGCACAGAGAAGCCAAACAGACGCGUCUGACCCCACCAGGAGAAGAGGAGGAGUUCUCCUGCCCCAUGUGUGGACUGGUCUGCAGCAGCGGUUUCAUCCUGCAGGGGCACGUGGAGCUGCAUCUGCAGGAGCGGCCCGCAGCCGAAGGAGAGAAGAGAUUUGAGUGCCCGAUGUGCUCUGUCGUCUGCAGCGACAGCUUCUCUCUGCAGGAACAUGUGGAGUUGCAUUUAGACCACGAAGCUGCUGUGAACUCUGCAGGGAGCCCCGGCUCUGACUUGAAGCUGGCCAGAGAACUUCAGCGGGAGGAGGAGCACAGGAGGAGGCUGGAGGAGACUCAGCAGGAGGGAGAAGAGUUUAAGAAGCUGCAGAGGCAGUUUGGUCUGGACGGCAGCGGGGGCUACAGCAGGCAGACAGAGAGGGCCAUGGAGAGGGCUGUGGCCAGGGGUCUGAUGGCCCCUGGCGAGUUCCACUGUAAGAGGGCCGAGAUGAUGGAGUCUCUGGCCUCAGGGGUUGAUGAUGGCACAACAAGAACUCAGGGUGUGGUCCGAGCGUUGUAUGAAUAUUACCAGACGGAGUGCAAGGACCAUGUCCACGUUUGGCUGUGUGCUGCCACCGACCACUACUGCUCCUCAGCGGGGGACAGAGGCUGGGGCUGUGGAUACAGAAACCUCCAGAUGCUCCUCUCCUCUCUGCACACAAUAGAGCCAUAUGCCUCCCUCUUACAAGAGAACGCAGCGCCGAGCAUCCCCCGGGUGCAGAGUAUGAUCGAGGAGGCGUGGAGGGCAGGGCUGGAUCCGCAUGGGGCGUCCCACUUCAACCGGCGGCUCCAGGGAACGCGAGCCUGGAUCGGAGCCACGGAGAUCUACUCCCUCCUCACCUCUCUGGGAAUAAGUGCCCGCAUCAUCGACUUUCACAAGCCGACAGGCCCGGCGGACACUCACCCCCGGCUGUUUGAGUGGGUAAAGCAGUACUUCCUGUCUGGCGGGAGCACCCGGCUGCCGCCCAGACUCAUCCGCACUUCCUUGCCCCCGCUUUACCUUCAGCACCAAGGUCACAGCCGCUCUAUCGUGGGCUUGGAGCAGAGGAGGAACGGGAGUCUGUGCCUCCUGCUUCUUGAUCCCAGCUCCUCGGCCUCAGACACCAGGAAGCUGCUGAGCGUGGACACCGCCGCGCCCGCCCUCCGCCGAGUCAGGAGGUUCCCCGGCAGCCUGAAGCACAAACAGUACCAGGUGGUGUCUGUGCACGGCGUGAUGUCCGCGGAGGAGAAACAGAUCAGCAUCUCUAAAUCCAGGAUAUUAUGUGCUGAACGCAUCCCGUGAACAGAAGCGCACCUCAUCUACUUCAAGUUGUUUGUUUUUAUUGUGAACAAGUUCAUUUUCUGCUCUUAAGGAAUUAUUUAAUGUAGUCAUUCUAUCAAAAUGUCCAUAUUGCACAAUUUAAGAGCAUUUUUUAAAUAAAAGCUGUGCUGUUC
This is a messenger RNA of Gasterosteus aculeatus aculeatus (three-spined stickleback), 2183 nucleotides long. It is a transcript of the gene zup1, whose product is annotated as zinc finger containing ubiquitin peptidase 1. The record is from RefSeq and is a predicted model, not a curated record. Gene Ontology annotation, molecular function: ubiquitin-like protein peptidase activity. Gene Ontology annotation, cellular component: nucleus. NCBI's taxonomy places the organism in Eukaryota, Metazoa, Chordata, Actinopteri, Perciformes, Gasterosteidae. Gene Ontology annotation, biological process: regulation of gene expression.